Notechis scutatus (mainland tiger snake) is the source of this 806-nucleotide messenger RNA. The record is from RefSeq and is a predicted model, not a curated record. Lineage: Eukaryota; Metazoa; Chordata; Lepidosauria; Squamata; Elapidae.
UCCCACCCAUGUUUCAUUUCCUUCCUUCUCUGUCCCAGAUCAUCUGCCUGGACCUCUCGGAGGAAAUGUCCCACCCGAGGCUGGAGUCCUUCAACGGGCUGAAGACCAACGCCCUCAACAUCUCCCAGAAGAUGAUCGAGAUGUUUGUCCGCACCAAGCACAAGAUCGACAAGAGCCACGAGUUUGCACUGGUGGUGGUGAACAACGAUGUCACUUGGCUCUCCGGCUUCACCUCCGAGCCCAGAGAGGUCUGCAGCUGCUUGUACGACCUGAAGACCAUCCCGUGCAAAUCCUUCAAUCUGGAAGGGCUUUUCAAUCUGAUACAGCAGAAGACGGAGCUCCCGGUGACGGAGAACAUCCAGACCAUCCCUCCCCCCUACGUGGUCAGGACCAUCUUGGUCUACAGCCGUCCUGCUUGCCAGCCGCCCGUGGUGGUGACCGACCAGAUGAAGAAAAUGCUCCAGUGCCCUUACUUCUUCUUCGAUGUGCUCUACAUCCACAACGGGGCUGAGGACAAGGAGGAGGAGGUCACCUGGAAGGAGACGUUUGCCGCCUUCAGCAACCUGGACGCCAAGGGCACCAAUUACAAGUACGAGGUCUCCCUCAGCGGCCCAGCUGUGGAGCUGCACAACUGCAUGGCCAAGCUGCUGGCCCACCCGCUCCAGCGGCCCUUCCAGACCCACGCCUCCUACAGCAUGCUGGAGGAGGAGGAGGAGGAGGAGGAAGAGGCGGCGGCGCCAGAGAUGGAGGCUGUGGUGUGACCCGCCUGGUUGCAUCGUGGGGGGCGGGGGGGGGACCGGGGAAUA